AUGUUCCUUAUUCUUUUACUAAUAUUAUCAAUUGAUUAUAAAACAGUUAACGCGAAAUCGGAAUGCUCAGUCGACGGCCAAGUACGUUCCCCAAAAUAUCACCUCAUUGAAAAAUGCUUUCGUUCCAAGCUUGGCAUAGUUACAAAGGCUAACUUCACGUCUUUGACCAGUUGCCAGCGACUUGGCUUCGAGAAGAAAGCCUUGGCAAUAAACUUCAGUCCUCAAGAGGCUUGGCAGGACUAUAAUGUGACUGGUAGAUACACUUGUGAAGUGCUGAAGUGUGCUGAAGCAGAUGGGGGAUUGUCCAUGGUGAAUGAUUCGAGAUAUGAUUACUACAGUAUUUAUGGAAAGCCUGUACCCCACGUAAACUCAACCUGCGUCCCGACACUAGGCAUGUUCUUCAUCUUAACAAAGAAACAGAACUACAGCCAAGGGUUCCGUGACUGUAAGAACAUCAGUGGCUUGCCUGCUGAUGUCACUAGUGAGCAGAGGACUGAUUCGCUGGCGCAGCUGAUCGCCGGAGCCAGUUUGGAGGUUGCAUUUGUGGGGUUGAGAAGCAAGAAUGGAAGUGGCUUUUUUAGUGUUACUGGUGAUGCUUUAGACUGUACCACGUACCGUGCGUGGCAACCAGGUAGUCCAAGGAAGGCACGUGACAAAUAUGAUUGUGUGCUCCUCACGAGAUCCAGGACGUGGGUAACAACGCCUUGUAAGAAAAACUAUCCUAUGAUUUGUGAGAUAGUUCCUGGAGGUCCUUAUAAGAGAGGAUCCAUAUUUGCGUCAAGAAUGAAACCAGCUAACGAGACUAAUACGGAAAAUAAAAACGAUGAGGAGUUUUAA
Messenger RNA from Helicoverpa armigera (cotton bollworm), 837 nucleotides. RefSeq lists its product as uncharacterized. The transcript has 4 exons. The record is from RefSeq and is a predicted model, not a curated record. Lineage: Eukaryota; Metazoa; Arthropoda; Insecta; Lepidoptera; Noctuidae. Bases 1 to 837 code for a protein of 278 amino acids.